AUGGAAGUUGACAUCCUGCAUUGUGUCCUCUCCCCUGCAGCUCCAGCAGAUGAGGAACCAACGCCACAGCCAAUCCUGGGCGAGCUGAGGGCCUCCCAGGUCAGCCCCGAGUCCGUGCAGCUGGAGUGGAGCGUCCCCGAGGGCAGCUUUGACUCCUUCACGGUGCAGUACAGAGAUGCCCAAGGCCAGCCCCAGGUGCUGCCCGUGGACGGGGGUUCGCGCACGGUGACCGUGCCUGGGCUGUCCCCGUCCCGCCGCUACAAGUUCAACCUGUAUGGGGUGUGGGGCCGCAAACGACUGGGCCCCGUCUCCACCGACGCUGCCACAGUUGACAUCCUGCAUUGUGUCCUCUCCCCUGCAGCUCCAGCAGAUGAGGAACCAACGCCACAGCCAAUCCUGGGCGAGCUGAGGGCCUCCCAGGUCAGCCCCGAGUCCGUGCAGCUGGAGUGGAGCGUCCCCGAGGGCAGCUUUGACUCCUUCACGGUGCAGUACAGAGAUGCCCAAGGCCAGCCCCAGGUGCUGCCCGUGGACGGGGGUUCGCGCACGGUGACCGUGCCUGGGCUGUCCCCGUCCCGCCGCUACAAGUUCAACCUGUAUGGGGUGUGGGGCCGCAAACGACUGGGCCCCGUCUCCACCGACGCUGCCACAGCUCCAGCAGAUGAGGAACCAACGCCACAGCCAAUCCUGGGCGAGCUGAGGGCCUCCCAGGUCAGCCCCGAGUCCGUGCAGCUGGAGUGGAGCGUCCCCGAGGGCAGCUUUGACUCCUUCACGGUGCAGUACAGAGAUGCCCAAGGCCAGCCCCAGGUGCUGCCCGUGGACGGGGGUUUGCGCACGGUGACCGUGCCUGGGCUGUCCCCGUCCCGCCGCUACAAGUUCAACCUGUAUGGGGUGUGGGGCCGCAAACGACUGGGCCCCGUCUCCACCGACGCUGCCACAGGUGAGGCUCCAGCAGAUGAGGAACCAACGCCACAGCCAAUCCUGGGCGAGCUGAGGGCCUCCCAGGUCAGCCCCGAGUCCGUGCAGCUGGAGUGGAGCGUCCCCGAGGGCAGCUUUGACUCCUUCACGGUGCAGUACAAGGAUGCCCAAGGCCAGCCCCAGGUGCUGCCCGUGGACGGGGGAUUGCGCACGGUGACCGUGCCUGGGCUGUCCCCGUCCCGCCGCUACAAGUUCAACCUGUAUGGGGUGUGGGGCCGCAAACGACUGGGCCCCGUCUCCACCGACGCUGCCACAGUUGACAUCCUGCAUUGUGUCCUCUCCCCUGCAGCUCCAGCAGAUGAGGAACCAACACUGCAGCCAAUCCUGGGCGAGCUGAGGGCCUCCCAGGUCAGCCCCGAGUCCGUGCAGCUGGAGUGGAGCGUCCCCGAGGGCAGCUUUGACUCCUUCACGGUGCAGUACAAGGAUGCCCAAGGCCAGCCCCAGGUGCUGCCCGUGGACGGGGGUUCGCGCACGGUGACCGUGCCUGGGCUGUCCCCGUCCCGCCGCUACAAGUUCAACCUGUAUGGGGUGUGGGGCCGCAAACGACUGGGCCCCGUCUCCACCGACGCUGCCACAGCUCCAGCAGAUGAGGAACCAACGCCACAGCCAAUCCUGGGCGAGCUGAGGGCCUCCCAGGUCAGCCCCGAGUCCGUGCAGCUGGAGUGGAGCGUCCCCGAGGGCAGCUUUGACUCCUUCACGGUGCAGUACAGAGAUGCCCAAGGCCAGCCCCAGGUGCUGCCCGUGGACGGGGGUUCGCGCACGGUGACCGUGCCUGGGCUGUCCCCGUCCCGCCGCUACAAGUUCAACCUGUAUGGGGUGUGGGGCCGCAAACGACUGGGCCCCGUCUCCACCGACGCUGCCACAGUUGACAUCCUGCAUUGUGUCCUCUCCCCUGCAGCUCCAGCAGAUGAGGAACCAACGCCACAGCCAAUCCUGGGCGAGCUGAGGGCCUCCCAGGUCAGCCCCGAGUCCGUGCAGCUGGAGUGGAGCGUCCCCGAGGGCAGCUUUGACUCCUUCACGGUGCAGUACAGAGAUGCCCAAGGCCAGCCCCAGGUGCUGCCCGUGGACGGGGGUUCGCGCACGGUGACCGUGCCUGGGCUGUCCCCGUCCCGCCGCUACAAGUUCAACCUGUAUGGGGUGUGGGGCCGCAAACGACUGGGCCCCGUCUCCACCGACGCUGCCACAG
Molecule: messenger RNA, 2161 nt
Organism: Indicator indicator
Lineage: Eukaryota; Metazoa; Chordata; Aves; Piciformes; Indicatoridae
Product: tenascin-X-like
Exons: 7
Molecular function (GO): protein binding
Source: RefSeq, a predicted model, not a curated record